Pieris macdunnoughi is the source of this 1050-nucleotide messenger RNA. The record is from the annotation of a GenBank genome assembly. NCBI's taxonomy places the organism in Eukaryota, Metazoa, Arthropoda, Insecta, Lepidoptera, Pieridae.
AUGGCUGAUAAACAUAGUUUAAACUAUGAGGUUAGAGAAUUAAAAUUGGGAUCAAGUUUCACUAACAAUAAAGCAUCACAAUAUCACACAAUUAAAUAUGACUUCAAACCAGCUUCUGUUGAUGUUAAUAAAAUGGCCACUGUAGAUGUAGGAACUAACAAUCAAGUGACUGUAACUGUACCACAUUUAGAUGGCGCUGGCAUACCACAGACAGUGUUUAAGGGAAAUCAAAGGCCUUACACAAAAGAAUGUGUGCUUAUAAUAGAUAGAGAUACAGGAGAAAUCACAUUAGAAAAAUUAUCAAGUAAUAUACAAGUAAAAAAGACAAGGCAAGAGUCUAUUCAAAAGCCACGCCCCUUAACUCCUAUUACAAGCGAUCUCACAAACACCACACAAAGAUCGACAUCGCGUACCCGUGUUGCAACCAAUCGUCGAACUAACAAUAAUACUGGCCCAGCCAACAUGACAGCUCAAGUAACCCAGCAUCAUCAACGGUUUAAUGGCAGUGCAGCUUCCAAGACUCAUAACAUGGUGCGUUCACCGCCCAGAGUCAAAACGUCUCCACCCCAAGCGCCUUGGUCAGCAGGCGGCAACAGUACACUAGCGUCGCUUCCUAUGAUUGGUCUGGACGACGCUCCCAAUGGUCCUAGCGCUCCUAGUGUGCAUGCAACCAGUGCACACGUGCCUAGCGCGCAUGUACCUAGUGCGCACGCUCCUAUCGCUCACAUCCCAAGCGCCCAUGUCCCAAGUGUGCACACCCCUAGCGCACCCGUUGUCCCUAGCGUGCAUAGUGCCCCUAUUGCGCACGUUCCACCACCGCCGCGGCAUCUGCCGCCUCCCGCGCCGCCAAACCCCGCUACACAACGUCAAGAUGACAGCUCAUCUAGUUCAUCAAGUGAUAGUGACAGCGACAGUGGUAGCGGAAGUGACAGCGAUGAGAACGACUCUAGACCAUCUAUUCCUUCUGGUGCACCUAGCAACCCAGCCUUACCAACGGAUGUCCUUAACGACGAUCUCUGUUUGUCUGAAUCCGGCAGCGACUCUGACUGA